AACAUUCGAGUUCGUUGGUAAACCAGAAACUAUAUGGAAGCAACACCGUUACCGACCCUUAAAACAUUCCCCAAUCAGACAAACCCAUUUCCACAUGCCGAUCCGCCUCUGCAAUCGCUGCCGUCAACCAGUCGCCGGAAAAUGACGUCGGAAUCAUCCUUCCCUUCCUUCUCCGCCGCCGUCGACUCCGUCCAAACCUCUCUCUCCUAUCUCUGCUCGGACAAUGACAACAACCAGCAAUCUUACUCCUCCAACGUCACACGCCGCUUCUCCGGCUUUGCCCACCGCCUCCAGCUCGCCACCAACCAUCUCCUCCGGUCCUCGCGGUCUCCGGACUAUUCCGACUUCCCUCCCUCCGUCCACACCGCUCUCAGAGGCAUCGCAGGUGACCUCGCCAGCGCCGGCGAGAUGGUUAGGUUUUACCGUACGAAAAGCAAGACCUUGGUGCUCGUCAACUGCGUUUCUCUAUGCGCGUCAAUCCAGGAGCGAACCCUGGCCAUCUCCAGAUGGCUCAACUUGCUCGAUUCCGCCAUUCCCGACCUUCCAGACCUUCGCAAGAAGAUCGCCGAUCUCUCCACGGACAUGAAGCAAGCUAACUUCAAAGUUACAGAGAACGAAGAAAGAGUGCACUGUACGUUGCAGAAAGAGGGACAGCGAAGGCAAACGAAGACGAGCAAGGCCGUCGAGAGCGCGAUCGUCAUGGAUUUAGCUCGUGCCCUAGGCGUCGACCCUGAGAACCACGCCGUUCUGUCCGAACAGAUCAAGCUGCUCAAAAACGACGUCGCUCAGUCGAGGUCGGUCUCCGAGAGGCGGAUUCUCUCGUCGCUGGAGCGAAUCAUGGAGAAUUGGUCGACGGAGCCGACCGUCGCAACCUGGAAACUGGACAUCGAAUUCGAGGACGACGCUCACAUCUCGCCGUUCAAGAACUUCAUCUGUCCCCUGACGAAGGAGGUGAUGAAGGAGCCCGUGGUGUUGGAGUCUUCGCAGACGUACGAGCGAGCCGCCAUUGAGUACUGGUUCGAGCGGUGCCUGGAGGAUGGCCGAGACCCCACGUGUCCGGUCACCGGGCAGGUGCUCGGGACGUUGGAGCUGAAGCCGAACAUCGGGUUGGCGGGGGCAAUAGAGGAGUGGCUCAACAGGAACGUCGAAAUUCAAGUGAAAAUCGCGGUGCAGAAUCUCGGCGAGGAGCCACCUUCGGUGGAUUUUGUGGAGAGAGUGUUGGAUAAUGUUUACAAGAUUUCGGAGGAGCAUCCUGUGAGCAGAUACAAAUUUCGCAAUGCAGGUAUUGUUGAGCUGAUCGUGAAGCUGCUGAGGAAUAGUUCCAAGAGCAUUGGGACGAACUUGCGCAGCAAAUGCCUGUUGGCUCUGCUUAGCAUGGCCAAGGAUGAAGAAAGCAAGAGAAUCAUGCUUGAAGAUGGCACCACUAAGUUGGCUAUACAUAGUCUCAUGGCUAGCUCAGAGAAAGAGAGAGAGUGUGCAGUGAAGUUAUUACUUGAGUUUGGUAGUGAUGAAGCGUGUUGCAUCAAAAUUGCAUCUGAAAAAGGCGCAUUGCUUCUUCUCUCAAGUAUGUCAGGAAACCUAGAGCAUCCUGCUUUAUCCAAUCUAGCAGAGCAGGUUUUAAAGCGGAUGGAGAAGGCAGAAGAUAAUAUUAUGCAUUUAGCUGCAGCAGGGAGAUUUGAGCCCUUGCUUAACCGUCUUUGUGAAGGUUCUGAUGAUAUCAAAAUAGAAAUGGCAUCUAUUGUCGGAAAAAUGACCUUGACAAAUAAUGGAAAGGAACAACUUGCUAGGCAAGGUGCUAAAAUGCUAGUUGAGAUGCUAUCCAAGCCAGCAGCGCAGGCAUCAAGCUUGCAGGCGCUGCAUAACUUGUCAAGUUUAGAUGACAAUGCAACCAUCCUCGUUGAUUCAAAUGUCCUUCCAGCUCUUACAGAUAUCCUUUCUCGAAAUCAGGAUACAUCAUCUGAAUCAAAGGAAUUGGCUGCAUUAAUAAUGGCAAAUAUAGUAUCAAAUCCAGGACACUGGGAAUUAGCAUCUGCUGACAAGGAAGGGCAUUCUAUGCAGUCAGAAUCAAUUGUAUAUAGUCUUCUAGCACUUUUACUGGAAGUCUCUUCUAGAUAUCAAGCAUCUAUUCUCCAAAUCCUAUGUGGAAUUGCAUCCUCCCCCCAGGCGUCAGAACCUGUAGCUUCUCAUAUCAAAUCUGGCGGAGGUGUUGGAACUAUUUUAUCUUUUCUUGAGCACCCAGAAGUUGAGAACAGAAAAUAUGCAUUCAGGCUUUCCAGAGUACUUUCAGAAAGGUUUGGUCAAGAUCUAGUUCACGAUCUAAGAGCUUCUAACAAGCUUACCUUGUUUAGAGACAGAUUAUUAGAUAACCAAUAUAAAGGUGGCGAGAGAUCUGAUGCUGCACGUAUACUUGCUAACCUGUCCCUUUCUGAAGAUGAAGUGAAAGUACUCCUAGGAGCUGAUUUUGUAAGAUGGGCAGUUAAUACUCUUGAAACUCAGUGUCGCAACUCCAAGGGCAGGGUCACAGAGCAUGCAGCAAGCAUGCUGGAAGGUCUUCUUGGUAUUUUGCUCCACUUUACAAGGAGCAUUGAUCUGCUAACUCUUCAAACGGUUAGAGAGAAUUCACUUAUGACAAUUUUCUGUGAGCAGCUUUGUUAUCCAUCAAAACCAAGAGUGAAACAACUAGCUGCUGUGGGAUUGAAAAACUUGUCUGAGUGUGGAAGGCAACUUGCUGCUCGGGACUCUGAACCACAGCCUCCUCAAGGAUUCUGCUCUUCCUUGGUCUUCAUGUGUGGAAGGGCUUCUUCCCAACCUUCCAUGUGCCCAAUUCACUCCAUUCCAUGUGAGGAAGAGAGUCAGUGGUGCUUGCUAAAGAGCAACUGUAUCAAGCCCCUAGUUGAGCUUCUCACAGACGAGGACACAGUUGUUCAAAUUGCUGCGAUAGAAGCACUAUCAACACUUGUGAUGGAUACUUCUAGCAGUUUUAAGAGAGCAGCAGAUGAGCUUGAACGAUUAGGUGUCAUCAAUGGCGUGAUUGAUCUUUUCAUAGAAGCUCGAUCCGAUGAACUUCAGGAAAAGACAAUUUGGAUAAUAGAGAGGAUAUUGAGAGUGGAAAACCAUAAUCAACCGCUCUCACUGAAUCAAGCUCUAGUGAGGGCGUUGGUCGAAGCCUUUAGACGUGGUAAUCCGAACACGAAGAGGCAUGCUCAGGAUGCUCUUACUAACUUAAAGCAGUUAUCAGGAGUUAGCGGAAAGGCCUCCAUUCAAAUUCAAUCAAGGAGAUAGUGAAAGAUUAAUGUUGUUUUAUUUUUGUCAAUGUUGUAUAAACUAAUCUAAAGUUCCACCUGUAAAGAAAUAGUCAAAGUGCUCAAUUUUGUA
Morus notabilis is the source of this 3375-nucleotide messenger RNA. Its product is annotated as U-box domain-containing protein 44. Gene Ontology annotation, molecular function: ubiquitin-protein transferase activity; protein binding. The transcript is spliced from 5 exons. Gene Ontology annotation, biological process: protein ubiquitination. The record is from RefSeq and is a predicted model, not a curated record. Bases 34 to 3282 code for a protein of 1082 amino acids. Lineage: Eukaryota; Viridiplantae; Streptophyta; Magnoliopsida; Rosales; Moraceae.